Maylandia zebra (zebra mbuna) is the source of this 6021-nucleotide messenger RNA. The record is from RefSeq and is a predicted model, not a curated record. NCBI's taxonomy places the organism in Eukaryota, Metazoa, Chordata, Actinopteri, Cichliformes, Cichlidae.
CGUAUCUUAAUUUCGGAUGAAGGGAAUGAGAGAUAGAGAGGGGAGGGGGCAGAGAGAGAGAUUUUAAUCACUCCUGUCGCUUUAAGGACACUUAUCAAAGCCUUAUUAUGCGAACAGAAAAUACCAGGAGCCACUGAGCAACUGAGGGACGGACUGGAGUGGAGGUUUGUAGGGAAACUCAACGUUAUCUAAACUGGAAUAGACCGCUUCGUUGCCCUAUGGAGUUUGGAUGUCUGUCUUAUCCGGACGGCUCGGGUCAUUUAGGAAACACUGCGCAUAGCCUAAGUAGCUCUCAGACUUCGGAUCCUUUGCUUCUGAAGCGCAGAGCGGAGAGGAAUAUGGCUUAAAAGUCAAAGCGUCGUCCGCGGGAUUAUUCUCUCAUUCGACAGCUUCUAUCGACACGUUUACCAGGCGUUUAUUAUCAGCAUUAUCUCGGACGGAUACUGUCCCGAUACUGUCUCUCUCUCUCUUUUUUUUCUUGCCAGACUUGGAUCAUGGAUUGGGGUGGUGGAAAACAACAACGGGCAGCGACAUGAUUUCUCUGCGCUGUCUGCAGUAUGCUGCGAGCUCCCGCUUUGAACGCCGCUCGUUAUUACUGAGAUGCCACAAAAGUUACGAGACGAGUGCAGUGCGCGGAUUUUGAGCGUUUCGCCGUUUUUUUGCACCUGCUUUAGCGGCCAGCGCGUCGACACGGCGCAGAUUCGUGACAGAAUAGCGUGCGGAUCCGCGUCGCUUCGCUCACUCUCACCCAGUCGCUCGCCUGCGCGGGGAUACUUGGAACGUUUGCUUAUCGUAAUGGAGAUUGGCGAGGUUUAUACUCAAGGUCAUCCACUGUUGUGAGGCUACGGUCGCCUCGUUAUUUACAGAGCCCUGCACGCACCGCUGUCUCCACGUUAUAGCGCAGCGCAGGCUACGAUCCUCAGUCCGGUGUGUGUGUCUGCGUGUGCGUGCGUGCGCGUGUGUUAUUUGAUAUUGCGCGAGCUGUGGAGUAAUAUUGCUGUUUCUUUCGGACUCUGGGAGAAUUCUCUGACAGCAUGGAUGGGAAACUGAAGCAGGGUCGGAGAUGUCGAUCCAAGCGGGAGAGAGUGCGGAGGUUGCGGGAGGCUGGGAGUAGAGACGCCCGCAGCCCCGACCCCAACUCCUCCUGCUCCGACAGGGAGGGACACAGUCCGGGGAGGGACGCCGCCUCCCUGCCCGGUAAAAAAGCUCCGCACCCCGCGGCCGCCGCCAGAGUCUCGCGCCCCCCGCGGCGAAAGAGACGAGAGUCCAGCUCGCAGGAGGAGGACAUCAUUGAUGGAUUUGCUAUCGCCAGCUUCAUCAGCCUGGACCGUCUGGAGAAGAAGAGUGGAGUUGUGAAGACGCAAGAGAAGAAGGAGAGGUGGAAGGAGAAAAAGGCGGCAAAGCGUCAGAAGAAGGAGGACGAGGAGGUGGAGGAGGAAGAGGAGAAUGUUCAGCCAGUGGUGGAUCCCCUGGAGAACGGCUUCCUUCAUCACGCCCAGCGGGAGCAGGAGAGGAUGAAUGAGAGGCUGCUGAAGAAGACUUACUCCAAGAAGAACAAAAUGAUCAAACCUUUGGCUCUUCAUCCAGUCAAAGUUGGCGAGGACGAGACUGAACUCAGUCGACCACACAGGAGCAACUCCAAAGAGCAGCUCAGUGAGAGUUCCACUCACUCGCUGUCAGGCCGUGGCUACUCGUGUGACAGCGAGAGUGACAUUGACGACAAGGUGUCUGAUGUAGGAUCGGAGAAGCUCUUUUCCCCUACCACACCCAAAGGUGUGCCAACGAAUGAGAGUCCUGAGUCCAAGACUUGUAGCUCAGCCAAAGUCUCCGGUCUCCAGCGCAGCCAGGAGCAGAGCAACAGUGAGGUGCCUUUUGCACCUCCCGUGUCCAGCCCCACCCCGGCUUCGGCACCUACGGGCUCCCCUGCCCCUGCUGCAGCGGCGGCACCCUCAGAGCCUCCUAGGUUACGGCUUCCCACCCCGCCUCCUCUCAGUGUUAAAAAGGAGCUGCAACUUCCACCGCCCGUCCCUACACCUCCCCUGUUGAGGGAGCCUCGUGUUCUGCCCCGACAGCACCACGCACGGCCAGUGCACCACCCGUUGCCGUAUAGCAGCCUCCACGAAAUCAGCCACAGCAGCAGUCCAGUGGGUCUUCCCAAACAGCAUUUACCCCCGUCCCCUCACCACCACCUGAGUGGGCUUCCGUCCUCGGCCCCUGCAUUGCCUCUCUCCAUAGCCAACCUUUCUACCUCGCACUAUUCCUCCCUACGGAGCCCAGCCCAUCGCCAUUCGGCCAUGUUUGCAACCCCAGCCACACUGCCGCCGCCACCGACCUUACCGACCAACAGUUUAGUGGUGCCCGGGCACCCCGCCGGCACCCCCUACCCAGAGCAUGACCUCCUGAGGCAGGAGCUGAACAACCGUUUCCUGGUUCAGAGUUCAGAGCGGGGCCGGGGGCCGUCCGCUUCGCCGUUGGCCCCUGUGUCACUCCUGAGGGCCGAGUUUCACCAACACCAGCACAUGCACCAGCACCAACACACCCACCAGCACACCUUCACGCCCUUCCCCGCAAGUCUGCCCCCGGCCGCCAUCCUCACCCCGCCCACCGCACCCCCCAUGGUGCGUACCCAAGCCAGAAAUUUCGACAAAUAUGGCCCCAAACUGGACAAUCCAUUCAUCAGACAUUCAAAUUUCUUCCCCUCCUACCCCCCAACCAUGCCAGGCAUGCCCCCGCUGCUCCCACACUCAGGACCCUUCAGCUCGCUGCAAGGAGCCUUCCAGCCCAAGGCAUCCAAUCCCAUCGAUGUAGCAGCACGUCCUGGAGCAGUGCCUCAUACACUUCUGCAGAAGGACCCACGGAUAACAGAUCCAUUCAGGACAUCUGUUAGGAAACCUGGCAAGUGGUGUGCAGUGCAUGUCCAGAUCGCAUGGCAGAUCUACCACCACCAGCAGAAAAUGAAGCAAAUGCAGCUGGACCCUCACAAACUUGACAUGAAUGGGAAGCUGGACCUGUUUAGUCGACCCCCAGCACCAGGAGUCUUCCCAGGGUUCCCGUACCCUCACGAUCUGGCACGACCCCUCUUCCCCUCCACAGGCUCUGGACACCCCCCUCCGUCUCCAUACGGCCCCCCCUCCCACCCCAGUGGAUUCCUGCCUCCUAGCCAUUUGGCAGGUAAGUAUCCUUUCAGUCGCUCCAGUUCCUUUGGCGGCCUCGGCAACCUUUCAAGCAGUGCCUUCGGAGGAUUAGGCAACCCCUCGCUUGGGUCCAACAGCAUGUUUGGCACCAAGGAGGGGCCGGGAGGACUGCCCACAUUUGGCAGCCCCCACCACGACACCUGGAACCGACUUCGACGAACCCCGCCGUCGUUCCCCACCCCGCCGCAGUGGCCCAAAACCGCAGAUGCUGAGAGAAGCAGCUCCGCCAACAGCCACGAGAGAGAGCGAGAGAGGGAACGGGAGAGAGAGAGGGAGCGAGAGAAAAGAGACUCGUCGAUUGGCAAAGAGGAGAAAGAUAAAGACCGGGAUUCUGUGGAUCGCAACCGCCACUCCAACCGCUCGUCUCCGGCCUCUGCACCAGUCAGCUACCAGAUCAGCAGCCUGAUUCGCUCCAGCAGCCAGAACUCGAGCGAUUCAGGUCGGCAUCACAGCGGCAGCGUAGACAGGGUCCGCGAGGCAGAGAAGGAGCUACUGGAGCGACACAGAGAGUCUUCCGCACUGGCUGAUGUGAAGGUGAAGGAGAGUCGCUCGCCGGGCAAGGAGAUGCUAGAGAGAAGACCCUCAGAAGACUCCAUCAAACCCACUCAGCGUUCCCCUUCCCCCUACUCUAAGACAAUGAUCAAUGAGCAGGGCAUCAAGAUGGCAGGCGGGCCUCUGUCUACGCUCAAGGACAGCGAGAGGAAGGAGCCCCCACCUGCAGAGCUCCUCCAUAAGGUGAAAAAUGACAUGAAGAUUAAGGAGGAGAGGAAGGAGGAGCAGGAGGUCAUGGUGGUUAGUUCGGAGCCGGCCCCCCAGCCACCGGCCCAAGCUCUUCCUCCUCCCGUCAGCCAACCGGGAAACCCGCACCACCACCAUCCACCUUUGUCCCAGCAGCCCCCACUUCCUUCACCGCGUGGUAGUGACAUCUCAGCACCUGGCCUGCAUGGUGUCCCCAUGGCGCAUUCUCUGCCUCUUUCCAUGAGCGCCAUGCCUCAGAUGGGCAGCCUCAACGUGCUAGACCGGGCUCGCAUGGCUCCCUUCAUGGGAGCACUUGCAGGAAGAGAGCGCCUGCCGCACACAGCCUUUCCCUGGGAUCCGCUCAGAGAGGCCUACCGCAGCCUGGAUCUGCAACGCCGCAUGGACUUCCAGCUCAGGCCUGAGCCGGGGCAUCGUUUCCCCAGCAUGUACGAACAGGAGCGAGCCUACCGCGAAAGGGAGGCUCAUGACUACUCCCACCACGAGCACCUGUUGGAGGUACGCAGGGAGCACGAGAGAAUGCGACAGCAAGCCGAGGAGCGAGAGCGCCUCCACCUGAGGGAGGAGCUGGACAGAGCACGGCUUCAUCAGCUGCACCAGUCCCCAAUGGAGGGUCAUCUACCACACAUGCCCCCCUUUAUGCCCCACCUAGGCGGCAUGCCCUACCCCAGACUCAGCCCCUCCACAGGACACAAUGGCCCUCUGAACAGAACACCCCCUACCGCCGCACUUAGCGCACCCCCACCCCUUGUGCCAGCUGGCAGUGCCAGGCCAGCCUCGCCCCGGAGGACUACCCCCCUCACAACCACCCAGGACCCACGGGACUACUCCCCAUCACGUAACCCCAAAGAGGUAGAGGCUCGGUAGCUUCUUGGAAAAGUGCAAAAAUGUCUUACAGGGCGCUUUCACACGCCCCCGCUCCUCUAAUCUGAAAGCUUGUUGUAAACAAAAUGCACUGCUCUUCUCCACCAGAGAAGAGCAAAAGUCCCUAAGGGAAAGGGUAUGAUUGUACAAAUUAAAGGUGUGUAAGGCUAAUUAAGCACAUGCCAUGACUUUAUUUUUAGUGGACUGGAGGUCGAAUAGCGUCGGUAAAGAGAACAUAAAUAUGUGUAUGUUUAUUGCCGACUUAAAUAUUUGAUAAUUAUUAAUAUAUUAAUCCAAUACCUUUUUUUCAACUUUGUGCAAAAUAGAGGUCCUCAAAUGAGUUUGUACAUUUCCUAUCCUUGUUCCAUGUAUAGAUAUCAUUUUUAUGAAUUUUAUGUAUUUUGUGCAUUAGUCACGCCUUUUACAAUAUUUAUCCCAGUUGAUUGUGAGACAUAUCCCUUAUGACCCACUGUAAAGACUGGAUUUUGGUUUCAGUAACUUAACCUCAUGGUACCAGGAUAUCCUCAGUGAUGACAAUGUACAAUGCUACAUUACCGAUUUGUUCUGUUCAAUUGUUUUGCCUUUGAGAUAUGCAGAUAAAUAUAUAUUAUGAGGUCUUUGUUGAGUCUCUGUAAAGAAAACAGAUGUAAAUAACUUGUUGCUAUUCCUUCGCUGCAAGUUUACCAUGUAAAUUUAUUAGGCUUUUUAACCAUUUCUAGAAAAACAAAAUCAAAACGAAACACGGGAAAAUCACCUGCCUGCUGAAUAUUGCGGAGAGAGACAAGUGUGGCCGACGGACAGGAAGUACGAAGGGAGGGUGUUGUAAGGAGGCCUAAACGGAUCAUCUGCAAUCUAUGCAAAGCAGCACACAGCACCCUGCAGAAGAAAUCACCUGGAGGGAAAAGACCAUACCGGUGAUACUGAGAGCAACCUGGAUUUAACACCUGUUUAUAUUUACAAAUGAAAUAACGACUAAAUAAUUCAAAGACUUCCAAGUCACAAACUGGACCAGCCCCAGAUAGAAAAAUGAGGACACUGUUUAGUGGGCGGCAAAAGGACUCUCUCUGUCAACCUUGUGGUGUUGUGCAGUUGUUUUUCUUAGACUCUUGUAUACAAAACAAGUAGAGUUUUAGGCGUGCAAAAAAAAAAUGAAAAUGAACAUUCAUGGUUUAAAACGUACGGAAUAAAGUUUGGACCUAAUGUCAAA